Molecule: messenger RNA, 3611 nt
Organism: Corythoichthys intestinalis (scribbled pipefish)
Lineage: Eukaryota; Metazoa; Chordata; Actinopteri; Syngnathiformes; Syngnathidae
Gene: etnk2
Product: ethanolamine kinase 2
Exons: 9
Coding region: 270-1352 (360 amino acids)
Biological process (GO): phosphatidylethanolamine biosynthetic process
Cellular component (GO): cytoplasm
Molecular function (GO): ethanolamine kinase activity
Source: RefSeq, a predicted model, not a curated record
GUAGGCGGAAGCUCUGACAGCCUCCAGCUCCAGGAUGGAACCGGCGUCGAGUAUCUUCUGUUCAGGCAGUGCAAGCAGGCAGGCAAUUUCAUCCCACAUCCUUGCAACGACAACACAUUGUUUCUGAGAAACCGCGUCCAAGAAGACACUUCUCUCAGGCAGAACGAGUUACACUGUAAGAUAUCGUUAAACGAGUUAACUUGCAUACAAUUGUUUCUACAAAUAUCGCAAAGGGGCCCGUUAAGGAUUAACGAAUAAACGUCGGUGGGAUGGAAACGCAGAUCCAUGUGCCAGUAGGUUCGCCAAUUAUACGGAAGAUUCCAAUUUUUGUAGAGGAGCACAAUGUGACAGAAGGCGCAAUGAAGCUCAUUAAAGAGUUAAGACCGACGUGGGACACGAACAACGUCAAGACGAAGUUCUUCACUGAUGGUACAACCAACAAACUUGUGGGCUGCUAUGUGGAGGAUUGUCCAGAAGAUGUAGUCUUGGUAAGAGUUUAUGGGCACAAGACCGAGCUUAUUGUGGACAGAGACAACGAGGUUAAAAGCUUUCAGGUGCUACAUGCUAAUGGUUGUGCUCCCCGUCUUUACUGCACUUUUCAAAAUGGCAUAUGUUACGAAUACAUUCAAGGGGAUGCUCUUGGGACUGAAGACGUGAGGGAUCCUCGUUUGCUCAGACUGAUAGCUGGAGAGAUGGCUCGUAUCCACGCCAUUCAUGCACAUAACGGAUGCGUCCCAAAACCCAACCUCUGGAUUAAGAUGCAAAAAUACUUCUCCCUUGUGGCUACAGAGUUAACAGAGCAAGCUUCAAACAUCAGAAUCCAAAAAGAAGUGCCGAGCAAGGACGUGCUGGAGCAGGAGAUGGUAUGGAUGAAGGAGCAUCUCUCCAUGCUGGGUUCACCUGUGGUACUCUGCCACAAUGACCUUCUCUGCAAAAAUAUAAUACAUAACAGCAAAGAAGCUCAUGUUCGCUUCAUAGACUAUGAAUACUCCAGCUACAACUACCAGGCUUUCGACAUUGGCAACCACUUCAAUGAAUUUGCAGGUUUGGCAGAGCUAGACUAUGGGCUGUACCCAAGUCGGGAGAUGCAGCUGGACUGGCUCAGAUUCUACCUGCAAGCUUAUAAACUUUUCACCAAGAAAACGGAAGAGGUCAGCGAUACGGAACUACAGACCCUCUAUGUCCAAGUCAACAAGUUUGCGCUAGCUUCACACUUCUUUUGGGGUUUCUGGGCCCUCAUUCAGGCUAGAUACUCCUCCAUUGAUUUUGACUUCCUUGGGUAUGCUGUGUUACGUUUCAACCAAUACUUCAAGAUAAAGCCCACAGUGAUGGCCUUGCAGAUUCCAGAAUGACAGGAAAUGGAGGGACAUCCAAUAUUGGGGAGUUCUUCUCUUGGGGCCAACGAUGAAUCCUCCCAAGCGUAUCUCAAUAUUUGUAAUGGAACCAAGAUGAGUGCUUACGGAUGUUUGUAUGAGUUCUUGCUUGUUUGUGAAUGUUUGUCUAAUUUUUCAUACAACACUGGAUGUUUUGCUUCCAGAGAGCUGAGUCUUCAUGCAGUCUGUAGGAUUGGAGCUUGCUCACUGGUUGCAAAAGUUACUAUCACUUCCUGGUUGUGGAAGUCACAAGAGAGACUCAUCUCAAAUAUAGGUUCAUAGGUUAGUCAAAUAUAGGUUGACACAACAGCAAAAAAAAACUGCUGUAGAGUAAACUACCGACAUAUGAGUGGCAUUUUUCAGACACAGUGGCAUGUGUGUUGGACGCCAUUCCUUCCUUUUAUUAUGGCAUUCUCUUACCUCUACUCUGGUGCUAAAUUUAUGCUGAACUGCUGCUACUCAGUUUGACAGACAUAGGGGGCUUUUCUUGAAAAAGCCUGUAUAAUAUCUGAGGAUUUGCCUAAUGGAAAAGCUUUACAACGCAUUGUAGCAAACAAAUGGGGGAAAAGCAGUUUAGCUUAUGCUUGUUUCAUUUAUCAGAACUCAGGUGAACCAACUGCAUUGGCUGCACAGUGACAGAUGAAGUUAAAUGGGAUCUGACAUCAACUUUUGAGACGCCCCACACACACACCAUCUUGACUUUUAUGGUUGCAGUGAGCUGCUUUGUUGAACUUUCCAUUUGAACUUUCCAGACCUCAUGGAAAAUCACUGCCUCGGUCACCUCUAGCAGUGAGCUCGGAACAUUUGUGACUGUGUUUCAGUGCCUUUAUAUUGAAUUUGAAACCACAACAACAUAUGAAUUCUUAAAAUAUUACCUGGUUGCAAACAGGUUUUAUCAUCAGGACUAGUCCUUUGUAAACAAAAGAUUCAAAGAUAAAAUUCUGCUACUGUAUGAUACAGUAAUGAAAUCGCCCUAAUAGAAUUGACAGAGGGUCAAUCUGCUUAGUAGAUUUGCUGGCAAGAUUUGCCUAAUUAGACAAGGUUGAUAACUAAUCUAGUUGAAAUCCAUGCUCUGCAAAGACCAAGUAAUGUUAUUCGCCCAUUUUCUAAAUGUCAAAAUCAUAAGUAAACACUGUAGAAGUAGACUCCAUUUUCUAGUUUGCGGGAGGUUGUUGGCACUUCUCUUGUUGCAUUGGUUUCCUGUGAAUGAUGUGGUGUUGAGAGCAUAGUGGCACACACAGUUGAUUGAGCUCCAAAAUUAUUUAACUGAAAAAAAAUAAGCACAUUAACGGCAGAUUUAUUUAGUUAACACGUUUUGUUCAGCUGAAAAUUUGUUUUUGAUGCUUUAAUGUAAACUGCUAGGUUUAUUUUUAACAAGCAGAAGUUGAAUGCACAUUAUCUUUCUGCUAAAUCAGCAUAGACAUUACCGUUGCACUACCAUAUCUGUAAGGGGACUAUAUAUACAUACAUACAUAAAGUUAAUGUGCAGUUGAUUGUAACAUGCAGGAUGAAUUUUUUAUGUAAAUCGGGGUCAGACUUCAUUUUCUAAUAUUUUCCUCAAAUCAACUACUGUAUUGCCAUGUGAUUGAGUGGGUGUGGGUAAAGGGUGCUAGAGGUUUUUGCACAGACAUUGACUUUUAGUAUUUUUGGGCUUUGCUUUCCACACAAAACGCUGCCUUUUUUUUUUUCCAUUAGGUUCCAUACUAUUGUGGUUUUGGUUUUCAGCAUCUCAAAACUACCGUGAGUCAAUAUUAGUUUUAAGUAGCUCAAUUACCAGAAUGCAUUUAAAUGCUGGCUCAGGUGACAAAUUCAACAAGGCAAGUGAAAAACUGUUCCGUACCCGAAAAUUUCUUUUGUUUUAGCUCAUUCUAUUGAGUGAAAUUACAUUCUUUCACUGUGUUGAAAUCAUGCUGAAACUUGGCUUGCUUGCUUGCAUUGUGUUUAUUUUUAGAUUUGACUUUUACUGACAUACUGUAUAUUAUUAAGAAUUUGCAUAACUACAGAUGAAGGAUUAUUUAUUUGUCCUUUGUAUAUUUACACUUUCUAAAUGAGUUGCCUUGACAGGUAUAUUGCUGAGUGACACGUGCAGGUAUAUACAGUACAUAAGAAAUGUACUUUUUGACAGCUACAAUGCACAGAGAUGAAGGGUGUAAAUUAUCUUAAAUACUGUAAAAUGUUUCUGUACAUUGAUUCUUUUCACCUCUGGGGGACUUGGAAGAUGUAUUUAACAUGUAUGUA